Gastrolobium bilobum is the source of this 1677-nucleotide messenger RNA. Its product is annotated as spermidine coumaroyl-CoA acyltransferase. The coding region runs from base 92 to 1447 and encodes 451 amino acids. The record is from RefSeq and is a predicted model, not a curated record. The transcript is spliced from 2 exons. Lineage: Eukaryota; Viridiplantae; Streptophyta; Magnoliopsida; Fabales; Fabaceae.
CAGCACUAUCCAUCAUUAAAAUAGCGUUAAGCAAAGCUUAAAUAUACAUCAAAGGAAAAUAAGAUAAUAGACAUAGCUAACACCAACAACAAUGCAAAUGAUUAAGAGCUCCGAAAGCACUCUCAUCUUCCCUUCUCGCCCUCCCUUCCUCCAUGAUCAUGCUCUCCCUCUCUCUCACCUUGACACUGAUCGCAACCUCCACCUCACCUUCCGCUACCUUAGAGCUUACGUCGCCACCGCCACAACCUCCCACGACCCCUUCCUUGUCAUCUCUUCUUCCCUAUCCGAAGCUCUCGUUCAUUACUACCCACUUGCCGGCACGCUUCGCCGCCGCAAAAGCGAAGAUCGCCGCCUCGAAAUCUGGUGCGAAGCCGGCCAAGGCGUCCCUCUCGUCCGUGCCACCGUGGAUUUCACACUUGAUUCGGUGAAUUAUCUCGACGACCCGGCUUCGCAUUUCGUCGAACAGUUGGUGCCCGACCCGGAACCCGAAGAGGGGAUGGAGCACCCGUGCAUGCUUCAAGUGACGGUGUUCAAGUGUGGCGGGUUCACACUUGGGGCGGCGAUGCACCACUCGCUGUGCGACGGGAUGGGCGGGACUCUGUUCUUUAAUGCGGUGGCUGAGUUAGCUCGCGGGGCGACCCGGAUAACGGUGGAGCCCGUUUGGAACCGUGAGAGGUUGUUGGGUCCGAGGGACCCGCCCCGAGUGGAUUCGGGUUUGAUAAGGGAGUUUCUGCGUUUGGAGAAAGGGUUUUUACCGUACGAGCAAGACAUUGGUGGUGUUGUAAGAGAAUGCUUUCAUGUGAGGGAUGAAUGCUUGGACAAGUUCAAGAGGUCCUUGUUUGACCAAUCUGGCUUCAACUUCACCACUUUUGAAGCUCUUGGUGCUUACAUUUGGAGGUCCAAGGUCAGGGCCUCGGGAGUCCAGGCUCAUGAGAAGGUUAAGUUUGCAUACUCAAUUAAUAUACGGAGACUAGUAAAGCCAUCACUACCUGCUGGUUACUGGGGUAAUGGUUGUGUUCCAAUGUAUGUGCAGCUGAGUGCCAAAGAUUUGAUAGAGGAACCCAUUUGGGAAACAGCAGAACUAAUAAAAAAGAGUAAAAGUAAUGUAACUGAUGAGUAUGUUCGCUCCUUCAUAGAUUAUCAGAUGCUGCAUUUUGCUGAUGGUAUCACAGCAGGAAAAGGGGUGAGUGGGUUCACGGAUUGGAGACACUUAGGCCAUUCAACUGUGGACUUUGGGUGGGGAGGCCCUGUUACUGUUUUGCCACUUGGAAGGAACUUACUUGGGAGUGUUGAGCCUUGCUUCUUUUUGCCUUAUUCAACAGCCAUUGCGGGGAAGAAGGAGGGGUUCAAGGUUUUGGUGACUUUGACAGAGGCUGCUUUGCCUGCUUUCAGAGAAGACAUGCAGGUGUUUGCCAGUAGCCAAGAUCAGUGGCCGAGCCAUCUAUAGAUGGUUUGGGCCAUUGAUUUGAUGCAAACAAUUGGAAUUGGAGAUGAUAGAUUUUGACAACAAUAAAUACGUAUGAGGCAGCUUAAGUGUGAUGGCCAAAAUAAGGUCUUUCCUAGAUAUGUAAACGUAAGAGCAAAGCUCUAAAUAAGGCUCACUGCUUAGUGCUUAUACAGUUGUUUUAUUCUUUCUUCGUUUUAGCUUAAAAUGUAUGUUUCCCUUUAUUUUUCAAA